Capsicum annuum is the source of this 1932-nucleotide messenger RNA. RefSeq names its product 1-aminocyclopropane-1-carboxylate oxidase homolog. The transcript has a single exon. The record is from RefSeq and is a predicted model, not a curated record. NCBI's taxonomy places the organism in Eukaryota, Viridiplantae, Streptophyta, Magnoliopsida, Solanales, Solanaceae. The coding region runs from base 1512 to 1880 and encodes 122 amino acids.
UGAAUAAUGUACCAUUGUUUCCACAUUCACAAAAAUUAACAAGCGUGAUUUAAUUAAGUCACUCAAUAUGUCAUGAUAUGUUAACAUAAAAUUGUAGUUUUGAAUUAAUAUUUUGUUGUAUUACUUAUAAUGAAUGUCUUAUUUUUGCUACGGAUCUUUUAGUUACAGUUUAUUUAAUCUGCAACGAGCCAGUGCUUGUGAUGUACAGUUAGCAAAUACGAUAUACUGUAACUGAAGUUCCAUAGAUGUUGAUAAGUGUCUUGCUAACUGAAGUUCCAUAGAAAGCUUACAAACAAUUAAACGCUUGAAAAUGUCAUCAACUAUUAAAAAAAAAAAAAAAGGCAGCCCGGUGCACUAAAGCUACCGCUAUGCGUGGUGUCCGGGGAAGGGCCCCACCACAAGGGUGUAUCGUACGCAGCCUUACCUUGCAUUUCUACCAGAGACUGUUUCCAAGGCUUGAACCCGUGACCUCCUGGUCACAUGACAACAACUUUACCAGUUACUCCAAGGCAUCAACUAUAGAAACUACGAAAUAUUUCUUAUUAAACUUCCAUAUUAUAUGCUAUCUAUUCAUGCUAGCUAGCCACGUAUGAUCACCAAUUUACUAGCAGUUUUUAAUCAAAAUUUUCAUUUCUUAGUAGUUAUGUAAGCGUAAGACUUUUCAUACUUGUAUAGACACUGAAAUAGUGUAAAAUUUAAUCAUAUUAUCUUGUUCUUGAGUCGAGGGUCUACCGUAACAACCUCUACCUAUGAGGUAGGGGUAAGUCUGGGUACACUCUAGCUUCCUAGAUCCCACUUUGUGGGAUUACUCUGGGUAUGUUGUUGUUGUUGUUAGUUUUAAUAAAAGGAUAUUGAGUCAAUCUGUUACUUUCUGGAUUUAAUUCAGCGCAUCACUGUUUGAUGAUUCUCAGUGUUAGUCAUGGCGAUAAAAGUGCAAGGAUGCCUUUAAAUCCAUAUUCUAACUUUUGUGAAAACAAUUCACACAAUAACAUAUGCAAUAGCUUGUAUUCUUAAAUAUUUUGGUGAUUUGUAGUCAUUAACGUGUCGUGCAUACUAUCAAUGGGAACUAGUUCCAUAAGUACAAUUAGAGAGCGAUGAAAUUUUUUAUUUUCUUCGGCUUAUGUACCUUUCAUAAGCUAACACAAUAUUUUCUAAGAUCCCCACAAGGGAUUAAAAAUAGUGAACUUUUCUGUUUUGUGGUCCAAAUUAUAACUAUCCAUGAGUCUAAGUUAGUAGCUCUUUGACAAAUCAACUCUAACCACUAUGUUCUUUGAAGAAAUAUCUAAAUGUUCUCUUUCUCUUGUGGUCCUCAUUUUAGAGAAAGCCUCCAUAUUAUGGAAAAAAGUUCAGUAAAAACUAAUUAACCCUUUAAAGCUUAUCAUGACUAAUUCCUAGUCUAGAUCCUCUAUUUUUGUGCUGAAUAGGGAUGAUUAUGUUUUGCAUAGCUAGUACUUUUAAUAUCCCAUGCAGCCCAUGAGAUUCUAAGAACCUCAGGAACACUAGCAAGGAAGAUGGCGGUUUCUAGCACCGAUGAUAUUCAGGCCACAGUUCAGAAAAAUUAUGAUAGAAUGAAUGACAUAAAAGCCUUUGAUGAUACCUCAGAUACACGUGAAACACAGUUCCUUUUUCCGGUGAUAGGCCUUGAAGGCAUUGAUAAGGACCCAAUCAAGCAUAAAGAGAUUGUGGACAAAGUUCGAGAUGCAUCAGAGACAUGGGAUUUCUUCCAAGUGGUUAAUCAUGGAAUUCCAACAUCUGUCCUGGACGAAGCGUUGCAAGGAACACAGUUUUUCAAGCAAGAUAACGAGGUUAAGAAACAGGAUACUGGAGUUCAUCUAUUUGUCCUUCGAUCUCUGUUACUAUUUGUUGUUCUUGUACCUUGACUAUCAUGUUGUGUUGUUGUGGUUUUGUUCUAUUACUAUUUGUUUUUGCUGU